AUGCUUGCCGACCCCUCCAUUACGGUGCUCGGCCCUGACCCAGCGCACCGGGAGUGCAUACUCAACGGUAACGCGUUCCAGCAGGAUGCCAUCCAAUCAUUUCGGGGCUGGCAAUAUGCCUGCUUCUAUGCGCCUGCAGACACCGGUGGGAACGAGCCCCUGUUCGUGCACCUUGCGCGCAGAAAACUUCCUGGUGGGUCCUGGGAGACACUUGUGUUCAAGGACUAUGCUCAGACGACAGAUGACGGCCACAACACUGUGCAGCUCGGCAUUUGCCCUGGAGACGGCACGAUCCAUCUUUCGUAUGACCACCACUGUGAUAGGUUGAGAUAUCGAUACUCGUUAGUGGGGAUAGCAGAGAAGCCCGAGGACUUUGACUGGAACGCGAGACACUUCUCCCCCACAGUCAACACCCUCCCGGGACUGCCGAAGGGUGAGAGCGAUCUGUUCGGGUAUAUCACUUACCCGAGAUUCGGUCCGCUGGGCCAGAACCUAUGGUUUUCUUUCCGUACGGGAAAGGCCGGCCUGGGUGACGAGCACUUAUGCGUGUAUAGGGCUGAGACGGGCACGUACUCGCUUCUAGGCACGAUCCUGAAGGGGAUACAGAACAGCCCUUACAUCCACGGCAUCGACUACCGCAACGCCAGGCUGUACGUCACGUGGGUCUACCGCGCCUUCGUGUCGUACGAGGGCUGGGAUGACCCGCUCGACACCAAGCACAAGCAGCAGCGCGGGCCUAAUGCCGCGACGAACAACCACAACAUUUGCUUCGCGUACUCAGACGACGAUGGCCGUACCUGGCGGAACGGCGCCGGAAACCAGAUUGCGGACCUGAGCAAAGGCGAGAGCAUCACCCCCGAGUCCCCGGGCCUCGUGGCCUUUGACAUCCCCAAGGGCUCAGGCUUAUCAAACCAGGAGUCGCAGGCGGUUGACCACAGCGGCGGCGUCCACGUCCUCAACCGCGACAGCCUCGACGGCGAGCAGCGGUGGAAGCACUACUACCGCAGCCCCGACGGGAAGUGGACACAACGAGCUAUCCCCCUGGUGAAUGGCGCUUUUGGUGGGAAACGCGGCCGGCUCGCGGCUAGUAAAGACGACGACCUGUACCUGAUCCUGCCUGACCAACAGAGUUCCACGUUGGCGGUAUUGAAGUCAGCCAAGGACGGCGGCUACUCGACGUACGAACUCGUUUGGGGAAAGGAGGGGUUUCCGCCAACGGAACCGCUGGUUGACGCCGCUCGUCUGGACGAUGAUGGUGUGCUAUCCGUCUUUACAAGGACGACUGUCGAUGAAACCAGUGGUUGGAAGAACGUGGUCGUGUUAGACUUCGGACUAUGA
Molecule: messenger RNA, 1338 nt
Organism: Neoarthrinium moseri
Lineage: Eukaryota; Fungi; Ascomycota; Sordariomycetes; Amphisphaeriales; Apiosporaceae
Exons: 3
Coding region: 1-1338 (445 amino acids)
Source: RefSeq, a predicted model, not a curated record